AUGGCGACGAACGUUCUUGUUUAUUCAUACGAUACGGUGAAAAAGGAGUGGAAAUUAUUGACCAAGCUCGAUGAAGAGGGAGAACCCAAGGCUCACACUUACCAUUUGAUGGCUUCGGAUGCAAACCAUGUGUAUGUAUUCGGUGGGGUGAGCAAAGGUGGGACGAACCAAACCCCUGUGCGUUUCAGGACGAUCGAGGCAUAUAACAUUGCUGCUGGGAUAUGGGUUCAGUUACCGGAUCCUGGAGUGCAGUUCGAGAAGUUCGAGAAAAGAGGUGCAUCUGGAUUCAUUGUGGUGCAAGGAAAGAUUAGGGUGAUUUACGGGUUUGCUAAUUCGCCUGAUCCUAAUGGGAAGAACGACUAUGAGUCUGAUCUUGUGAACUACUUUAAUCCCGCUACUGAAAUAUGGACCGAAGUGGAGACUAAAGGACAGAAACCUUUGGCGAGGAGAGUGUUUGGUCAUGCGUUAGUAGGAAAAUAUAUACUAAUAUUUGGAGGUGAGAUCUGGCGGGACCCAAAAGCACAUUUGAGUCCCGGGACGUUGUCCAGUGAGGAUUUUGCGUUGAACACUGAGACAUUGGUGUGGGAGAAGUUUGGAGGAGGAACUGAACCGGGGCAACUUGGUUGGCCCGCCUACACGAGUGCCACCGUCUAUGGAAAGAAAGGCCUCCUCAUGCAUGGAGGAAAACGUCCGACCAAUAAUCCUACCGAUUAGAUGUACUUCUACGCAGUCAAUAGCGCCUAA
Messenger RNA from Raphanus sativus (radish), 744 nucleotides. RefSeq names its product epithiospecifier protein-like. NCBI's taxonomy places the organism in Eukaryota, Viridiplantae, Streptophyta, Magnoliopsida, Brassicales, Brassicaceae. Gene Ontology annotation, biological process: nitrile biosynthetic process. Gene Ontology annotation, molecular function: protein binding; enzyme regulator activity. The record is from RefSeq and is a predicted model, not a curated record. Gene Ontology annotation, cellular component: cytosol; nucleus. The transcript has 2 exons.